Molecule: messenger RNA, 1077 nt
Organism: Camelina sativa (false flax)
Lineage: Eukaryota; Viridiplantae; Streptophyta; Magnoliopsida; Brassicales; Brassicaceae
Source: RefSeq, a predicted model, not a curated record
AUGGCAUUAUCCGAAGAAACGAUGUCGAACUACUCAGAAAACAUGAGUGAUUACAAAUCCGCUUGCGAAGACCACCCAGCCCUCAAAGCCUUUGAUUCUUCGCUUCAGCAGCGAACCAUCAAAGCGAUAGACUCACUCACCACCACUGUAGCCGAGACUGGGACCGGGUAUAUGUCCCAACACGAAAUACACAUGGAGGUCUCCAAAAACCUACUUGAAGUUACCCAAGAUGUGGCAAACUUCAUUCUUGAAAGCGAAGACAAUGUGUGGGAGAGCGAAGCUCUAAAAUCUUUGGUCAAAGCCUAUUUUGAAAAUACGGUGAAGAUUUUACAGAUUUUCGAUAAUAUAAUUGAUUGCGUGGAGAAAGCAGAAAUGGGCCGACUUUACAUUCAAGAGGCCGUGGCACAGUUUGACAAAGAGUCGGCAGUGAAGAAUGUAGGUGGAAAACAGAAGAGGUAUGAAAACAUCUUGAAGGAGCUGAAGAAGUUUAAAGCCAUGGGAGAUCCUUUUGGUGGGCAAGUGCUCACGACUCAGGUCAAGUUGAUCCAAAAGCAGCAGGAGUCCCUUCUGCAAGAAGUGAGUGAGGCUAAAAAAAAUCUUGAUGAGGAAAUAAAAGAGCUUGCUGAGGAAUGUGCUAAUGCAGAAAAAUGGAAAACUCUCUCGAGUGUGAUUAUCGGCGCUGUUGGUGUCCUUGUUUUCAUCGGAUCAAUAGCUCUAAUGCUAACAGGAGUGGGUGCGCCUGUGGGCAUUGCACUGGCUAUAGUAGUACCACCAGUGUUGGUAAGUGUAUGGGGAGGCGUCUACCUUCACUUAAAUGAUCGGAUGAAUGCUCUGAAUAGACAGAUGGAAGCUCUAAAGAAACUGAAAGAAAAAAUGUCAUCGGUGGAGAUUGGUGCAGAAAGAGAUGAGGUGGACACGCAACUUGCCCUCUACUCAAUCAGGGACAAAGUAAAGACAUUAACAGAGAAACUUAAGGAGGUUGGUGAAACUGUGGCUAAUCAUAGCAAAUUGAUCCUUGAGGCAAGGUUCCACGUUCUCAAAAAGAUCAACGGUUCUGGAAAAUAUCAUCACGGUUAA